Argiope bruennichi is the source of this 3965-nucleotide messenger RNA. RefSeq lists its product as uncharacterized. NCBI's taxonomy places the organism in Eukaryota, Metazoa, Arthropoda, Arachnida, Araneae, Araneidae. The record is from RefSeq and is a predicted model, not a curated record. The transcript has 13 exons. The coding region runs from base 195 to 1319 and encodes 374 amino acids.
AAUUGCAGCCGAGAAAGAAAACCAUCUCCCAAGUGCUGGUGCUAGUGUGCUUUAAUCUUGAUACGCAUUGUUUGUUUAUAUUUGAUCUUGUGCAUUUUAUUAGGUUUUCUUUGCAGAAGUCGUAAUUUAGAAAUAAAAGCAAAAGUACGAUCGCUUUAUUGUAUUUUGUUUUUACUUUUCUGUAGUUAGCGGUUAUGGCAAAUGCUGAGUAUGAUGAAAAUACUAAGUACCGGGUACUGAUCCUAGGAGGUUGUGGUUUCAUUGGAAGACAUUUGGUUGACUAUUUAAUUUCAAACAAUUUAGUUUCUAAGAUACGAGUUGUGGAUAAAGUACCCCCACAGAUUGCAUGGUUAAACAAACGUCACCAGGAGGUAUUUGCUAAUCCUUUAGUAGAAUUCAAAAGUGCUAAUUUAAUCAACUCUGCAUCAUGCCAGAAUGCUUUUGCUGAUGAUGAAGGACCAUAUGAUUUUGUUGUUAAUCUAGCUGCAGAAACUAAAAUGGGCCAAAGUGAUCCAGUUUAUAGAGAAGGGAUUGUAAAAUUGAGUAUUAACUGUGCCAAAGAAGCUGCAAAACAAAAAGUGAAACGCUUUAUAGAAUUAUCAUCUGGCCAUGUUCAUUCUAGUGAAAAGACUCCAAUUAAAGAAACUGCAAAACCUGAUCCUUGGACUGUCAUGGCAAGGUUCAAAUUGCAUGUGGAGGAAGAAAUCUCAACUGUUCCUGAUUUAAGUUAUGUUAUUCUUCGCCCAGCUAUUGUUUACGGUGUGGGUGAUAAGAGUGGUAUUGUUCCUCGUUUGGUUGUUGGUGCUGUGUAUAAACAUUUAGGAGAAAUGAUGAAGUUACUCUGGCAUAAAGAUAUUAAAAUGCACACAGUUCAUGUUCUUGAUUUAUGCAGAGCCAUUUGGCAUGCAUGCUUACAUGGGAAAAAUGGUGAAAUAUACCAUAUAGUUGAUAAAGGCAACACUACUCAAGGCAAAAUUAGUGACAUUGUGUCUGAUAUUUUCAACAUCAAUCAUGAUUAUUUUGGGACUCCACUGUCAAGUUUUGCUAAGUUGGACAUGACAAAUCUUGUGGAAGAAAUCAAUGACAAACAUUUAGGACCUUGGGCUGAAGCCUGUUCUAAAGAUGGUAUUGAAAAUACUCCUUUGAAUCCAUAUUUGCAUCAGGAGCUGUUGUGUGAUAAACAUUUGAAUUUGGAUGGAAGCAAAUUUGAAGGAACAGGAUUUUCAUACUUAGUGCCAAGCAUAACAAAAGAAAAAGUUCAAGAAAUUCUCAAUGAUUACAUAGCAAUGAAUAUUUUCCCCCGAUCUUUGGUGAUGUAGUUAAUGAUACUAACUAAUUCUCAUAAUGUGUGUUUCAGUAAUGCCAGUAUUGCACAUGGUAUAAAAAGUAUUAUAUUAAAAAUCAAAAGCUCAUUUUUCUGCUGUUCAGUAAAAUCAUUUAUUUGACUUAUUUUAAAUAUUAAUGCACAAUUGUUAAUCAGAUUUAAAUGAGACUUCAUAAACUAUUACCGAAAUUUCAGCUUAUUUAUUUUACUACCAUUUUAUUAAAUUCUGGUUGUAUUAAAAAAUAUAUACUUUCUUUAUUGUUUGAAACUCUUUGAUAUUUGACUAAAAUGCAGACACUGAACUUAAAGCUAGCGCACAUCUUUACUUGCAUAAAAACAUUUUUAUACAUUUAUUACAGUUUUGAUAAUAUAUGUUUAUUUGUUUUCCAGAUUUGCUUUAAAUUUUAUGUAAUAUGAUGUGUAUAGUUAUUAAAAAAUACUGUUUCAAUAUUAUUUUUAAAAAUUUGAUGUAUAUUAAAUAAGGGGCCAUGAUUUUUACUUAAUGUUGAUCCACUACAUUUUGUGUGUAUAAAUUAUUAUGUGAAUUGAAUUACCCGGUACAUGUUUCAAUUGUUUUGUAACUCCAAUCUAUAUUAUCAAUGUGUUAUUUUCUUUUAAUUUUAUGUUGUAUGGUUUUACAUUUGAUGUAAUAUUUAUAGCUCAUUUAUUUUUACUAUUAGAAAAUCAUUUUAACGAAAUUCCAUCAUUUUGAUCUGUAUGGGAAAAAAAUUCAGUACUUUUGUUUUUGUUUCCAUUUUAUUUUCAAAAAUCUCUGUUGCUUUAUACAAAAAAAGAAAAUCUCUUUUUAAUAGUACUAUUUAGUUUUGUUUUUAAUUAUUACUUGAAUUUCAAAAACAAGAAAUUGCUUUUCUUUGCUAGUUAGUUUGUUUAAUAUUUAUUUUAUUGAUAAAAUAUUAUUAAAUUAUUUUUUUAUAAUAAUAUUGCUCAAAAAAUACAAUUAGUGCCACUUAUUGGGACCAUUAUGUAAAAUUGUUUUUGAAAAUUUUUACGUUGACUUAAAAACUUCAUAAUGAUUAGAUUUCAUGUAGAAUAGAGCUUAAGUCUGGCGUUUUUAAAAACAUACUUUAGAUUUCAGAUGUAAUAAGUUAUUAAUAUGAUAUUAUUAUUUUUAAUUUUAAAAGAAAUAUGUUUAUAAAAUUUUGAUUUUUGUAUAAAAGCUUAGAAACACAUAAUUGGUCUUUUAUAUUUCACCAUUUUGUGCUCUUUUUUUUAAUAAUUUAAAUGGAUAGCACAAUCAAUUAGAUAAACAAUUAGAUAAAUAUAAUACAUGCUCUAUAUUUUUAAUACAUAUUCUUUCUUGUGGGGAAAAAAAAACAGAAAGCUGUUAUUGUUUUUAUAUUAUUUGAUUUAGGGGAAUUAAAACUUUUUCUUUCCUUUCAAAAACAUGGAUCUGUUACUGCUAAUUAUUAAACAUUCUUUAUUUAUUUACCAAUGCUCAUCCUAUUUACAGUUUUAAUGGAAUAAAUAUUAUGAGCAUAUUUUGCAUAGUCAGAUCUUGCUUUGACCAAAAUUGAGUUUAUUUUAUUUUAAUACAAUGUAUCAGUUGAUUUAUUGACCAUGCACUAUAUCAUCAUUUAUCUGAUACUUAAAAAACAUAUUUUUUUGCUUCUAUACAUUUGAUAUUUUCAUAUUUAAUUAAUUGAAUAUAUGCUUCUCAGGUUAAUGUAUAUGCCUAUUUUUGAAAAUUAUGUGGGAAUCUUUCCUCAAAGAAGCUUUUUAGCACAAUCUUUGAAAAUUUUGCAUUUAAAAUAUAAAAGCCUUUUGUAUUUUGAAGGCUUUAUAUUGACUCAAACUUUAGUAAGAGCUUUUUGGUAUUUUUCUAAUCAGAUAUAUGUUAUGCAAGUACAAUAUUAUAGUUCAGACAAGUGUUAUAAGAUAAUAAGUGCUAUUAAGAUGUUUAAAUUACAAAUAACACUUAUAAAAAUAGCAAAAUAUUUAAAAGUUAAAAUGUAUAACAUUUUUAUUAUUCUCUCUCGACUUCCAGGUUAAAAAAUUCAUCAGCAAAAUGUAGGUGAUAUAGUUGCCGUACUGCUGUGGCAUAUGUUCUGCUGUUCUAUAUCGAUUUUAAAUGGAUUUUUAUGGGGAAAUGUGCCAAAAAUUCUUUAAAUUUUGAAUUGAAAUAAUUCCCAUAUGAAACUUUUAUUGUGUUAAGUUUUUAUUAAAUUUUCUCUCCAUUAUUCAUUUAUAUUGUAUGUAAAGUUUUUGUUACACUUUUGUUUUGUUUUUAAUUUACUAGAUUUGUGUUAAUGAUUGAAUUUUCUUGGUAUUGUAAAUUUUCAAUUGAUAUAAUGUUUCAUUGAUUCUUUAUACCGGUAUAUUUAUUUCCACUGGAGCAUUUUACAAUUCAGUGGUGGGAUAUUCAAUGCCCGUCUAUCUGACACUUAUUUUGUAUGUGAAAAAUUAUUUUUUGUAUUUUUUCCCCUUUUCCUUGGACUUAAAAAAAAGAAUAGAACGAAUUCCCUAGCUUAUCAACUGCAUUGCUGCUAAAGAAUUAGCUCCGAGAGUGAGGGACCACAGUUGCCUACAUACAUUUUUUAUGCAAAUUUAUUGUAAUCAAAUCUCAUGUAAGAAUUAAAAUUUUCCUCAGGAAUGAGUCUCAUUAAAAGCAUUAUGAAAGCAG